Bombus huntii is the source of this 2164-nucleotide messenger RNA. RefSeq names its product ras-like protein family member 10B. NCBI's taxonomy places the organism in Eukaryota, Metazoa, Arthropoda, Insecta, Hymenoptera, Apidae. The coding region runs from base 6 to 920 and encodes 304 amino acids. The transcript is spliced from 5 exons. Gene Ontology annotation, molecular function: GTPase activity; GTP binding. The record is from RefSeq and is a predicted model, not a curated record.
CACCGAUGCCAGUCGGGUUGCGAGCUUCGACCGCGAAGCUCGGCCCAGCACGCGGCUUCCUCCUCGCAGGUGCGACAGUUCGCGUUCAUGCCUCGACCCGUGGAAAUCGCGCGUUCACCUCGAUGGACCGUACGAGGAGAGAGAACGACACGCACUCCAAGCCGACACUCUAUGGGAACAAGCGGCUAUUGGAGCUCGAUCUGGACUACUUGGAAAGGAGAGGAGGCGAUACGAUAACUUGUGAAAACGCUGAAAGUGGAUCGAAAGAGGAAGAAAGCCCUGCAGACACUCUGGAUCGUGUCAAAGUUGUGUUUCUCGGUGCACCUGGGGUGGGAAAGUCCAGCAUAAUUAGGCAAUUCGUGUGGAGCGAAUUCUGCGAGGAAUACAAACCGACCGAGCGCAGAGAGACUUUCUAUCCGAGCGUGGUACUCGCCGAUCGAUUGUACGAACUAAAAAUCACAGAUCUACCGAUGAUCCCGUAUUUUCCGGUCAGCUCGCACCUCGAAUGGACGGACUUCCGUUAUUACGGACUACGAAGUGCGAACGCUUACGUUCUCGUGUUCGAUCUCAGUAAUCAGGACACGUUUCAGUAUAUUAGGACGUUACGAGAACAAAUCUACGAAGCACGGGAUAUGAGGGGCAUACCGUUAUUGGUAGUCGGGAACAAGCAAGACGAAUUGUCGCCUGCGGCUGCUUCCGGAACUCGCUACAGGGACAUCGUUAAUCUCGUUCGGAAGCACUGGCGAUGCGGCUACGUCGAAUGUAGCGCCAGAUUUAACUGUCGUGUUGUACAGGUAUUCCGUGAACUGAUGAAGAGUAUUCAAGCCGUGGAAGGUAGACCACCUUCUCCCACGCCAGCACCCUCGCAACCUCUACGAUCUCACUCGCACGACACCAGCGAAAAAUGUAUUCUUCUCUGACAUUGAAGCCAGAAAAUCAACGUGCUCGAUUUCUGCGACCACAUCAUCAAAAGAAGUUGCUUCUAUCUAUACCAUGACACAGGGUCGUAGUUAACUCGAAGCGGAUACGAAAAACAAACGUUGUGAAAAGAUCCUCCAUGCAAAAGCUCAAUUGCACGCAGAAUCCCAAAUUAUUCUCAAUAUCCCUCUAGUCGAGUUGUAAUCCGAAACAGGAGUCCACUCAGGAGCCUUUUGUGGUUCAUUAAUCGACAAUGCAGAAUGCAGUAUUGUGAUUGUUGGAGACAUCGAGAUUUUUCAUGGAAAGCAUGGCCACCUUUUGCGCAUAAAUGACAAAUAUUCUAAAUUUAGUACAGUUUUCUUGUGUCUUUCGUAAAUUUAAUGCUGUAAGUACAAACUGAAGUGAGUAAGGAAUAAUUUCACUGUUAUUUUUUUAACAAUUUUAAAGUUGUAAUGAUCGUUCGAUCGCUUUUCGUGAAAGAUCUCUCAAAGCUCAUGAAUUAUCAGUAUUACGAGAGUAUGAAGUUAGUAACGAAGGAAAUACCGAAUAUACUUUGCGAAUCGAAGAACCUUAAUAUCUCGUCUGUGAAUAUUCCCACCGAAACUGCUCAUCGUGUAACUUUAACACUGAAAAAUAAUGCAAUCAUGUUGUACAACUGCACUUUCGCGUCGAGAUCGACGGAAAGAUUGCAAAUACGUAUGUAUGUACGUAACCGACUGCCGAAUCCCUCUAUGUACAAUUUCAUUUCUACGAUUUACUUUAUAAUUCGCUCUGUAAAUAUAUCAUGAAUUUCUUCUAUUCUGUACAAACAAAGUUUAUAAAUGAAUUUAUCUCACUUUUUCAAAUUCCUACAUAAGAUUUCAAAUAGUUUAACAUGCGUAAUUAUAUAAAAUUGAAAUACUACUUUCAUUUUUAGAAAUUCUUCAUUAAGAAUAUAUGUACCAGAGAUAAAUUUAUUUAUAGAUUAGAAUUGGUUAUUCUAUAUACACCUCUAAAACCCAUAUUUUGAUGAAAAAUUAAGAGAUCUAUUGUAAUUGCAAACGUAAUAAAGUUCGCUCUAUUUUUCUGUGAUAUGUUUUAUUGUAUAGUUCGUUGCUCUAUUAUUAUAUUGAACCUCGAGUAUACGAAAUUAAUAUUUUUAGUUCACUUUCCAAUAAUGCAUUCGGCCUAAUAAUAAUAAUAGUAAUAAUAAUAAUAGUAAUAAUAAUAAUAAUAAUAAUAAUAACAAUAAUAGUAAUAAUAAUAA